Messenger RNA from Columba livia (rock pigeon), 9657 nucleotides. It is a transcript of the gene HTR2C, whose product is annotated as 5-hydroxytryptamine receptor 2C. Bases 1738 to 3156 code for a protein of 472 amino acids. NCBI's taxonomy places the organism in Eukaryota, Metazoa, Chordata, Aves, Columbiformes, Columbidae. The record is from RefSeq and is a predicted model, not a curated record. Gene Ontology annotation, cellular component: dendrite; plasma membrane. The transcript is spliced from 10 exons. Gene Ontology annotation, biological process: feeding behavior; chemical synaptic transmission; G protein-coupled receptor signaling pathway, coupled to cyclic nucleotide second messenger. Gene Ontology annotation, molecular function: neurotransmitter receptor activity; G protein-coupled serotonin receptor activity.
UGUUAAUUGUAGCAUGUUUUUCAGCCAUGCUUUCCAGUCACAUUCGCAGCCUGUGAGAAGGAGCAGUGCUGAAGCUUGCCGGCUGAGUGCUGUCCUGACAGCUCGUGCUCACCCACGGAGUGGGUGCCUGCAGGUGAUGGGCAGUACCUGGGGCUGGAGCGCUUUGUGCCAGAAGCAGGAGCCCUGCAUGCCUGAGUUUUGGUGACACUGCUGGGUGCUCACCACAUCACCUGUGUCUCUCCCCUCCUCACCUGCGUGGUCCUGGCCUCCAGCUGCAGGUCCAGCACGGUGGCCAGCCCAACGAGCCCUCUCAGGGGCUCCUGCAUGAGCUAUGAGCAGCGCAUUGCCAGUGCUUGGGGACCUGCAGUGGGUGAUGCAGAGGGAGCUGCAUGGUGUCUGGCCAGGGAUGCUGUAGCUGCUGUGGGAACGCCCGGAUCCCUGAGCACGAAGUGACUGCAACUAACUCAAGGUUGGGACUACUUCUCAGAGGAUGCCCUGUGUGUCUCCAGCCACUCCUCUCUGGCCUCACCGCAGAUUAUUUGGAGUUGUUCGCUUGCCGCUGCUGAGGGGGCACAGAGACAUAGGCCUCCAGAGGGUUAAGAGCAUCUGCCUUUACGCCAAGUGUUUGAGCAGGAAAUAAUCUGCAGAGAUACAUGUGCAGCAAUUCAACUGCUGUUGCUUUACCAGGCUGCCGCUGCUGCAGUUCGGUGUGUGAGAGGAGCCGCGCUGCUCACAGAGGAUGCUUUCUUGGUGUGUCCGAACCACCGGGCAUGGCAGCGGGGCCCCGGCUGUCUGAGCUGGGGUAAAUGUCUUCAUCCAAGAGGAAUUAUGUGGACUGUCUGGUUCUGUCAGCUCACUGAGCUCUGUGGAGAGGAGUUCUGUACAUCUCUGCUAACUGCUUUACCACCUGCAACCUUCUCUUGAGGAUUUUUUGCACCAAUACCUGAGAGAGGAAAACCUGCCAUCAAGUUUUCUUAGUGACUGUCCAAAACAGGAGAAAAUCAGAGGUUUUGGAUUAUGAAGACCCUGGCAAGUGUAAUAUGAAGCACGUCAAGCUGCUUAUCUGAAUCAAGAAGGAGGACUCCGUAGAAUAUUUGAAUUCCCUCUCUGGUGAACAGUUCAGCUUUGUGCCAUCCAUAAGUGCAAAGUGCUUCGAAAAGAGCCCACUGAAGGCAUGCUAGUGAGACCCCGAGUCACGGACGGAGCAAACUUUUCUGGCCUAUCACCACACCCUGGCCUCAAAUCCUCUUUGGAGCAGCUACCAAAGAGGCUGAACUUUGCUGUUUUCUGCUGUGCUGCCCGGCACCUUUUCCAAAGGCUGAUGGAAACCUGCGUUUAGGUCGUACCGCGUGAGAGUGAGAUACCCGCCCUGCUCCCUGACAGCCUCUCCCUGCUUCAUCCUCACCAGCAGCACCAGAUGUGCAGGCGGCUGCAAAGAGCUUCCUUCCCUGAGCACAGGUGCUCUCUUUCAACAAAAAAAAUGGUGGACCUGGAAACCAGCUGGAGGUUGCAAGGUCUCCUUUCGCUCGAGGUUGUUGGUCAGUGGUCAGCUUCCACCACACCCAAGGAAACUAGAAGAGCUUCACGCUAACUUCUGUAAGGUUUGUUUCGCUAUGGAAGAUCAAAUUUUUUUCUGGCUCAGGUUUUGUGAAGUUCGGCAUCUGCCUUGGACUCACAGUUUGGAAAAGGGAUCAUCUCUGAGACACGGUUAAGAGACAGAAAAACCAGUCCUAGACAAUGAGCACUUUAAGUGCCACUGGAAUAUUACUCAGCUUAACGACGGUGUCUGUUACGCUGGAUUUUAGUUUGCAUGGUGGUCUGAUGGCUUGGUCCUUAAGCAGCAAUGUGACUCUGAAUCAGAGUUUGCCUACGUCUGAUCCUCUUAAUGCCUCUGAGAAGGGUGAAGUCUCUCGGAUGUCCGUGAGGGAGAAGAACUGGCCAGCCCUCCUGAUCUUGGUCGUCAUCCUGCUGACCAUUGGGGGGAACAUAUUGGUAAUUAUGGCUGUGUCCUUGGAGAAGAAGUUGCAGAAUGCCACAAACUUCUUCCUGAUGUCUUUGGCAGUGGCAGACAUGCUGGUGGGUAUCCUGGUCAUGCCCGUGUCGCUCAUUACAGUCCUGUACGAUUAUGCUUGGCCUUUGCCUAAACAGUUGUGCCCUAUAUGGAUUUCCCUAGAUGUGCUCUUUUCAACUGCAUCUAUUAUGCAUCUCUGUGCCAUCUCUCUUGAUCGGUAUGUAGCAAUACGCAAUCCCAUUGAGCACAGUCGCUUCAAUUCCCGCACCAAGGCUAUUAUGAAAAUUGCUGCAGUUUGGACCAUAUCCAUAGGGAUAUCUAUGCCUAUUCCAGUCAUGGGUUUGCAGGAUGACUCCAGGGUGUUCAUAAAUGGUACCUGCGUCCUCAACGACGAGAACUUCGUCCUCAUUGGAUCCUUCAUGGCGUUCUUCAUCCCUCUCAUCAUCAUGGUGAUCACGUAUUGCUUGACCAUCCAGGUGCUGCAGAGACAGGCAACAGUGUUCAUGUGUGGAGAGGUGCCCAGGCAGAGGAGGAGCAGUGUAAACUGUCUCAAGAAGGAAAACAACACAGAGAACAUUUCAAUGCUUCACAAUCAUGAGGGGGCAUCUCACUUGAACUCUCCUGUAAACAAGGAGGCAGUGCUUUUUCGGAAAGGAACUAUGCAGUCCAUCAACAAUGAGCGAAGAGCCUCCAAGGUCCUGGGCAUAGUCUUCUUUUUGUUCCUCAUCAUGUGGUGCCCAUUUUUCAUCACUAAUGUCAUGUCUGUCCUUUGCAAGGAAGCCUGCGAUAAAGACCUCUUGAGUGAACUCCUCGAUGUGUUUGUUUGGGUGGGAUAUGUUUGCUCUGGGAUUAAUCCCCUCGUAUACACACUCUUCAAUAAAACGUACCGCAGGGCUUUUUCCAAUUACAUCCGUUGCCUAUACAAAACCAGUAAAAAAUCAGCACUGCGGCAGAACCAGUGUCUGAAUGUUACUUCAACAGCUUUAUAUGGGAAAGAUCUGACUUUAACUAGUUAUCGAAAUGGCAAUGAACUCAAUAGCAUGGAACUAGAUGAAGCUGAGGAGGGCCUUGAAAUGCAACCAGGGACUUCAGAGCUCUCUAUAAACAGCUGUAAUGUUGUAAGCGAAAGAGUGAGCUGUGUAUAAAGGUGGCUCACACAGCCUUUUGCUACAGCCUAUCUGUAGCCAAAAUAUAUUGUGUAAAAAUGUAAGUGUUGUUCAAAGGACGAUGUAAAUAUUGCAUUCUGAACAAAGCUUUUUUUUUUUUAAGUAAAACAGAGAGUCGUCUUUCCAGUCCAGUACUUAAAAUCAUAUAUAUUGAUAUACUGCAGUGAAGUUUAAGGUUCUAUAUUUACUGUUAAUAUUAGAUCAGAACUAUUAGUUACUUUGCAUAUGUCAUGGACAAAACGUUUGAAUUUUUCUUCCAGUGCAUGAACAAAAAUGCUGAAUAUUUAUCUCAGGUGGCAUUUGCUGGAGUCCAGAAUGGCACGUUAAUAUUUAUAUAUCAAAUACAUGCUAUUAGACUUGAUCAGUAUAACUUUCUUUUUCAAGUUGACAGUAAAUAUGUACUUUAAAUCCUCACCCCUACUUGUGCCGUGUAAGGACUGUACAGAAACCUGGCAGAGAGACAUCAUGAAAGUGUAGUGGCUGUGCAGGCACCUGGCCAGACAUAUUCUGUUACAGGUAGUGCCUUGCUGCCACGUUGGGGCAAUCUUGCACUUCAAGGGACCUCUGUUAAAUGUUGACUCCCUCUCCAAUCCUGCCAUUUUCUUUCUGUUCCCCAGGAGGCUCCAGUUUCCCAAAGGAAGGUGGGGAAUGAAGUUCUGGUGUGGUUUUGUGAUCCUGACUGGGAUCCCUUGCACACCUGGAGAAGUGUGAGAAACAGAACCCCAGUUAUCUGCUUUAACCAUUUUAUAACUGGAGUGCCUCAGAUUUAUAAAAAGCCCUCCUUUGGUCUUAUAGAUAAUCAUCAGCUCUGGGAUGCAGCAAGCUGUGCUCAGUGUGCGUGGCACUGACUUCACAGAUUGCUUGGGUGAUCAGGGUCUUUGGUUAAACUGUAGAAGAGCACUCUGACUUUGUAAGAGCUCUUGUCUUCUUGGUCCUUGCAUCUAUUUAUUCCUUAGCUUGUUCAGCAUCUGCUUUUAUUUUUCAGCAUCGUGGGACUUGCAGUGCUAGUGAAGAAAAACAGCUUUGGGUGUAGACCAGAAGCUGCUGUGCAUGUGGUGCUGGUCAGGGUCAGGUGGUGAGGUGCAGAAUACACAUCCCUGGGAGAUGCUCAGGAGAGGAAUAAAUGAGGGUCUCUGCUUCUUUCUCCUGUUUCAGGAGGGGAUGGGCAGAGCUGGACAGAGUAUGUGACUGGAAUAAUUUGCUGGUGACAUGGUUCAAAAGGAAACAAUCAACAAGGACGGCAAGGCAGACCUGGAGCUAGUCUACAUGGAAGAUAAAUCUGGAUUAACUUUUAAAUUUUAUUUAUUUCAUUUCACUCCCUAAGUAAAUUACAUUACAUAAAUCUUAAUGAAAGUGUCCACACUGGGAUUUAAUGGAGUUUAAGUAAUCUGCUUUUAAUUCACACCAUGUAUAAUUUGAAUUAAUUUUUCUCUGUGUUCCUGUGUAGAUAAACCCUCAAGGCAUUGUGUCUUUCUGGCACUGUGUCUCUGGGGUGAUGCCUGUCAUGCAAUUUUCCUUGUGUAGAGUGUUGUCUAAUGCCAGAUAUCACCCAUAAGGUUUUUACAUCUUCAUUAACUAAUGCACAAAUCCUGCAGUGCACAUUGAACAUGGAUGCACUUAGCAUCACUGACAGCCUCUGGCUAUGAAAAUGCUCAGAACAGAAAAGCUUACACUAAGCAUAGAUAAAUUGCAUUUUACUAACAUGAACUGCUUGUACUCUAAGCUUGCGGAGUUCGUCCCACCAAAAUUGUCUUGUAGAAGAAAUGGAAAAUUCUGCUAGUGCUUUAGUAUAACGUUGUGUUGUUACAUUGCUGUCUACAGCAACAACCUCACUGAGGCCACUGCCAAAACACAACAUAUGGGUUGCAGCUGCUGCUGGGUUUCUCCCAGGCUGAUGUGUUGAUGUUGAUGGUCCUUUCUUCUUCCUCAUCCCCUCCUGGGUAACUUCCAUGCAGAUAGGUGAGGUAUUCCAGUGCAGAGCAUGGCUUACUGCUUGCAGAAGGCAGCAGAGAUGCACCAUGUGCCCGCCUGCUGCUACUGCCAGGAGCCUGAAUGCUCAGGAAUCCACUUGCCUCUCUAAAAAGGUCUGGUAAUCAGCAGGAAAAGGACUGGCCAGAGACACAAACUUGUGCCAUUGGUGACUGCCCUUUGCUGUAAGUCAGAUUUAACUAUCUCAAGCAGUAAUGAAAAAGUCAGGAAGAUCACAUUGCUUUUCAAGUUCUCUCCUUUUUUUUUUUUUUUUUUUUUUUUUUUUUCCCUUAGGUGAAAUCACAGCGUAUCUUUUCCAAACGUGUGUAUAUAUAUGUGUGAGUGUGUACAUAUAUAUACAUAUCUACAUAUAUUUAAAAGCCAACCACAGACUCUGAAAGCAUUCAGCAAUAAGUUGAAUUACAGUAGCUUCUAGCACAUGAGUGAAUAGCUCGUUUUCCACAACAUUCUCAGACUCAGUGUAAGACCACACACAGGCAUUGUCUUUGCAUAGGAGCCUUCAUGUCUUAUCCUUGCUGGUUCUGUUGUAAGGGGAAAAAGGGAACCUACUAUAUCUGGAUGUAAAUAAUAGGAAGGGAACAGAGAAUUUACAUAAUUUUUAUAAAUUAUUUUAAAAUAUUCAGUACCAGAACUGUAAGUAUGUCAAGCAUUGGGGCUCAGCUGGACCCGUACCAAUGAAUGUCACUUGUUUAGAUAAGCAGACAAGGGAACUACCUUACAGUGCCUGUGUUCUCUCCUGGCCAGUGGGUGAUAACAUUUUUGUGAAUGGUUAAAUACUGUCAGUUACCCAACUUCCUUUGGGUCAUUCACAUCAGGGUUUUGUGAUGCUGCUAUUAAUUUAUUAAAGAAAGUUUGUUGGUUUAAUCACUCUUAAUUUUUUUUUCAUGGUCUAUCAGAAAAUAAAUAAAUGAACCUGCCCUCUCUUUCUUUCAUCUGUCCCCAUUUAAAAUCUUUCCUGAGUGAAAACUAUGUCCUGACCCAAAAACAAAAAACCAUGAAACAACAAUAAAAAUGAUGAUAAGGAGGAGGAUAAAUUUCAUUUCUCCUCCCACACUUGAAGUAUGACCCACAGUUGCUUAAUCACAGAAAUUAAUGUCUGCAGAUAUCCCAACUCUUCCAAUCCCAAAACUUGUUAAAUACGAAGAUGGCAAUAAACUAUUCCCUGUCUUGUCCUUGCUCCCUCCAGGACUAACUGCUAAAAAUGACACUUUUAAAAUUACCUCAGUUUGAGGGAUGGAUUUAGUUCUCUACAACUUAACCAAAGCCAGGUUGUUCCCACAGCAGCUUUGUUUGUCCUGUGCUGUAGUCAUUAACCAUGGUGGUGCCUCAAGAAGCCCUGCCCUGAGGCUGCCUGGAAGUUUUGUGUGAGUCCUCAAACUUCAGCUCAGGUAUGGUUUUGUCUUACAAAUAGUGUGUUUGGUGGUGGUUUGUUUUGAGUUUGGACUGAACAAGUGAAAAUACUUCCUUGGUGCUAUAGGCUGAAUUGUGUUUGCUUUUGUUUCUCAAACCAGAUGGGAGAUGUGCAGGCUGCCUGCAAGACCAAGUGUGCACAUAGAGCCUCCUACCCAGCAAACAGACCACCCUGUUUGACUUGGGCCAAGGAGUCUACUUGUGGCAUCAGCCCCUGAAGUAGCACCUUCUUGAGCUGUCUGCGCUUGCAGCUUUCCCCACCAGAGGCCAGAUGCAAGGCUGGCCAUGUUUGCUCAGGCACCAAGUCUGGUGGUGGAGCAACCUGGUUUCUAGAUGUGAGUUGGCUCAUCUGCAUCUGUGACAUUGCACUAUACGGCCAAGUCUGGGGUACAGCAUCCAUGAAGUAAGCUGUGGUGGCUUUGGGGAACUUUGGGGGCCUGAAAGGCUGUUCUUUGAGGACAAGGAACUGCUCCUUUGGUUCUGUGCUUGCUGAAGAUCAGAGCAGCUACCCAGAGGCUGUGGCACCUGGGAGGUGACAUGGUUCAGAGCCAAUGCUGAGGAGCCUCAAGGCAUUCCACCUCAACACGGCUUUCCUUGUUUUAGCGACUUGUGAGUCAGCAAUAGUUUUUGUCUGAGUGAUAAUUUUUAUAUGUUAAUGUUAGGUGAUGUGUGAGUAGUCAGUAUGAGCAGUGGGGUUAGUGUCUUUUUCUUUAUAGAGACACUCAUGUCAGCCACUAGGGCCUUUCUUCUGGACAGCCCUACAAAGAGAUCCAUCACUGGCACGGAGUGUGGUCAGUGCUUUUCCCUUGUAAGUCAGCAGGCUGACUGUAGUCAUCUGAUGUGCUGGAGCCACGAGGGCCCUGGAUAUGGAGACAUAAAUUCCAAAGGAAAAUCAUCUUUUAAAGAAAAAAAAAAAAAACGAACCACACACAGCUCUUCAGAAAUAUGGUUUGACUUUGAAGUAAUGAUGGGUGUAUGAUCUUGCAGACAAACUAUGCUUAUCUGGCAUUCCAAAAGCAGUGUCUGUCACGUGAAAAAGAUCCAUAUGUCUCUUGGAUUGGUUUCCUCCCUGGGUCACAGUAUCAUUAGGAUAACUAUGUGCCAAGCCAAGAGCUGCACUUGGCUUUGCCUCCAUUUCAGACUGGAGUGGAAAAGGCAUCAAAGGCUUUUUCCUGGGAAAAAAAUAUGCAAAGACCACCAAGCCUUAGGCAGAUGCAGCAGAGGAACAGAGAUGGACAGAUGUACACACACAUCUGCACACAUGAACACACACAUCCCAGAGUUUCCAGAGAGCAGCAGGUGGUAUCAUCAUGCUUCAGUCUUCCCUUGAAAAAGUAGGAAUAGCUGAACAGCUGGUGAAGAAACCUGUGAUGGGAAGAUAAAUGUGGCUCUAGGUGUCACCGUGAAAUGUGUGCUGUUCUAGUGAUCAUAUAGUGGUGGGGGUGCAUGUACCAAAAAAUGCUUUAAUUUUUUCAUUUUUAACUACAAAGUUGUUAUUGACUGUUAUUGUCUCUCUCUCAUUUUUCUUUAAGUCUCAGGUCUUCUGCUUGUUUGCUUUUACCCACACUGAAACUUGUGCUCUGAAGUUGUCAGAAGUCAACAAAAUAUCUGUGUGAUGUGUUAUUCUCUUUUGGCUGUGCAGGGACACUGCAAUUCUGUAAGAAGAUGGAGAGUCUUCAGUGUCUCCUCCUGCAGAAAAACAAGUGGGUGCUGGUGCUGGAUGCUCUUCAAAGCUACAGAAGAUUUUAAUAGGGCUCCUUUUUCCUGACUGAAGCCUAGAACAGCUAUUUCUGUGACUUUUUGAGGAGGAAGACUUCAGUGCCCACCCUUCCCAAUGAUCACGAUACUGCUCAAAGCAACAGCGUGCAAGCACAGAUGCUGACACCCAGUGGCCAUGGAGUUGCUAGCGCCUGUACGAGAUGGAAAAACUUCAGCAGAGAUGCCUCAGCUGCACACAAGAAAAGCUCCAGCUGAAGGACUAACUUCAUAAAGGGCCCGAGUUAAUGUGAACUAAACGUUAGACAGCAACACGAGGGGCACGCCAAGCUUUACCUGAGGUGUGGUAGAAGGAGGAGGAGACAAUGGAGCCCCACACCAGCAUCAUGGAGAGAACAUAAAGCCACCGGAGAGCCAUUCAGAGGUAGGAUGGCAGAGGAAGGACUUCAGAAGUUCUUGCUGGAAGGUGUGAGGUGUCAGAAAAGCUGUCCUGCAGCACGUGUGGAAGGAGGCUGGAGAAAUAAAGCAGAAUUGAAAAGCUUCAGCACAUUGGUAAGGACCUGGCAUUCCCUCUGCAGGGUGAGCACCGACAACAAUUGCCUUUUAACUUGUUUACCAAGUCCGAUUAAUCAUUUCCCAGAGGACUUUUAUUUGCAAUUUUUGGGGAUGGCAACAUGUGAAUGACUUUGGCCACAUUUGAAAUAGUUUCUGGCUAACUAAGCACAUUCUCUGCAGGCAUGUCAGCAUGUUCUUCAGUCACUGAGCCGUCUGCCAUGCGUUUUCUGUGGAAAGAGUGAUGCAGCUGAGAGACUGACCCGCCUGCUGUAGAAGGGCCUCAGACCAAUGACAUUUUCAUUAAAAAGAAACCCAAACCAGAAUGCCUGAGCCUUUCCUUAUCCCAUAAACAGGCACACCUUAUAAAACUGUCCAACAGGAGCUGGACUUGAUGAUUCAUGUGGAUCCAACUCGGGACAUUCAAUGAUUUUAUGAACUGUCACCAGUGCUUUUGGCUUUCCUGUUUCAGGAUUUGGUGAGUAACAAGAAAAAAAAAUCCAGAGAGCUGAUUUCCUUUCUUAUUCAUCCUCCAACAAAAAAAAGAAAUGGUAGAAAUGUUUGCGAGAAGUCUUCUUGGCUCUCAUGAUAAUAUUUGAAGGGGACAAAUUUCUCUUCCUGAGCAGGUCUGCUGGAGGGAAGAUGGGGACUGGGAGGGAGAGAGGAGCAGGGUUUCCAGGAGGAGCUUCUCCUUCCCUCAUAUUUCCUACUGAAAGUGGAUAGAAAUUGCUGCCUAUAGACACACCAGCCCAGCUUGCUUCCGUGUGACAGAAAGCACAUGGAUUAUGGGUAAAAAUAAAAAAAAAUUAAAAA